Lathyrus sativus (Indian pea) is the source of this 2067-nucleotide messenger RNA. The record is from the annotation of a GenBank genome assembly. Lineage: Eukaryota; Viridiplantae; Streptophyta; Magnoliopsida; Fabales; Fabaceae.
AUGGCAAAUUGGAUCUCCUCCAAACUCAAAGCCGCCGAGAACAUUCUCCAUCAGAUCGAUCAGCAAGCGGCGGAAUCGCUUCGGAAGAACGACGAGAGGCUUCAAUUAGAGGAACAAGCCAGUAUCGAUGCUCCUGUGAAACCAGGGAGUGGUUUGGCUCUGAAGGGUCAAUUGAAGAAUCAAUUGAAGAAGAAAAUCCCUGAGAAUAAUGAUUAUAAUGGAAAAUUGCGUAGUGAUCCUAAUUUCAGCGUGCUUAAAACUACACCAACUAUUGCACCUAAACAUUCCCCCAAACCUAGCCCUACCAUUACGGACGGUGAUUGGACUGAACUUCUUAGUUCACCUACUCAGCCUACAGCGUCAGCUUCUGGGGGAAAUCACAGUAACGGUGUACCUGCAGCUCGAUUUUUAAGGCAAAAUAGUAGGAAGCAGAGGAAUUCAUCUGUGUCUGAUAUAAAGAGGAAUCAGAAGAGUGGUAACAGUGGUCCAAGGUCUUUGCUGAGAUUAGACUCUGUUAAAGGAGCUAAAUUGAAUGGAAAAAACAGUGAUGAUGGGAAGGAAUCUACCUCUUCGGGUUCGACUGAUAGGCAGUCUAAUGUAGAAUUGGAAACGGAUGGUACUAGAGGACAGGAAUAUGUUAGCAAUAGCAGUUCUGAUAAGCCUGUGAUUGAGACCAACAAUAAGGAAAAGGAAGAUCGUGAGCACCGAUUUAGUUAUAGGGACUUGUCUUCACCCGAAUCUUUACGGGAAGAUGACAAAAAUAUUGUUGCUGAGGCGAUACCAGUAAGGGGGGUUGAUAAAGUUCAUGCAGCUAAGAUCCCAGUUGAUGUUGGCAGUCGUCUGAAAAAUGUGAUAAAAGGGAGGCGUGAGCUUAAUUCAGUGUCUGACAAUUUAACAUCCAAUGAUUUGAAAAGUUCCAUGGCAAGUGGCGAAAGUUCUGAUUCGGAUACAGAGUCCGGUUCAACGUCUGGUUCCGAAAGUGAACAUGAGAGGGAAGAAAGGAGAAAGAAGAGAGAAAGGAUCCUAGCUGAGAGAGCAGCAGCUAAUGCAAUGAUUGCUAUCAAGGAAAAGGAGAAUAUGGUGGCCAAAUUAGAGGGAGAGAAACAAAGUCUAGAGAAAAUACUUGAGGAGCGAGCUCAACAACAAGCACAAGAGGCUUCACACCUUCAGAGUACUAUGAUGGAAACAAUGGAAGCUGUUGAUUUAGAAAAGCAAAAACAUAAUAAUACUAGAAUGGAAAUUCUUACUCGGUUAGCUAAACUGGAGACUGCUAAUGCCGAUCUCGCAAGAUCCCUCGCAGCUGUACAGUGGAACUUUGAAGUAGAGGCCAAACAAGUAGUGGAACUCAGACAAAAACUUGCAUUGAAAGAAUCUGUUCUUGAAGAGCUCAAAAAGAGCACGAGGAAUCCUCAUCAAACUGGAGCUUUGCGAAAUCAACUAGCUUCAAAAGGAGUUGAGUUUGAACGAGAAAUUCUUGAGGCUGAGCACUCUUUUAUUAAUGAUAAAGUUGCACAGUUACAGGAAAAGGCAAGGAAGCUUGAAGCUGACAUUGAAAUGACGAGGAAAGAGAUAGAAGAGCCAACGGAAGUUGAAUUUGAGCUCAAGCGGAGGCUUAAUCAAAUGACUGAUCAUUUAAUACAGAAACAAUCUAAGGUUGAAUCACUCUCUUCUGAGAAGGCAAGCCUUACAUUUAGAAUAGAGGCAGUGUCAAGGUUGCUGGAUGAGAACAUGUCAGUGUCAGCUAUGAACCCUGCCUCUUCAUCAAGUGACUUAGAAUCUGGAAUGUGGGAGCUCUCUAAUUCAAAAUUGAAGCCUAUGCUAAAAGCCAGAAUUCACUCGGGCAAAAAACACCUGGGGUCAUUGCUUCAACAAUUAGAUUAUAUUUUUGUGACUGGUGCACUUGUUUUAAAAAGGAACUCAACGGCCAAACUAUGGGCUGUGAUUUACCUUGUCUGCCUUCAUUUGUGGGUGAUUUACAUUCUGACAUCACAUUCUGGCCCAUCGGAUGGAGGUAGAUCUGGUGCUGUGGUCUCAUUGGAAAACAUCAAUAACACGGGAGGAGUAUGA